AAAACUCUGUCACACCUAAACAAAACACAACUUCUCCUUUUACUGCAAAGUAAAACAGUUUGAAAUUAUCUGAGGAUCAGAGAGCAGCAGGCUGGAUGUGACGAUGGGGCACUCUUUGCUCUGCAUGAUGGGCUUUUUCUUGCUCAGUACAGUCAUCCGUGGAAACGCUGAAGCUCCUCCUGAGCCCACUGUGACCCUCCAACCAUCCACGACUCAGAUAUACAGCGCUCCUCCUAAGCCCACUGUGACCCUGCAGCCAUCCUGGACUCAGAUAUACAGCGGUGAGACAGUCACUGUCAGAUGUGAGAUUCAGGGAGGUGAAGGAGCUCAGUGGACGUAUGGAUGGAGACCAGCCAAGUUAAACACACCUCCAACAUCCAAUGAAUACAGAAUCAUCAGAGCUGCUGAGUCUGAUGGUGGAGGAUACAGCUGUCGGGGCAGAAGAAGCUCUUCCUGGACAGAGUGGAGUGACAUCACCUUAUUGAAAGUAACAGCUCCUCCUAAGCCCACUGUGACCCUGCAGCCAUCCAGGACUCAGAUAUACAGCGGUGAGACAGUCACUGUCAGAUGUGAGAUUCAGGGAGGUGAAGGAGCUCAGUGGACGUAUGAAUGGAGACGAGGCCAGGCAAGCAUACGUCCAACAUCCAGUGAAUACAGAAUCAUCAGAGCUGCUGAGUCUGAUGGUGUAGGAUACAGCUGCCGGGGUAGAAGGGGAAGUUUCUACACACAGUGGAGUGACAUCACCACAUUGAGAGUAACAGUUCCCACUAAGCCCACUGUGACCCUGCAGCCAUCCUGGACUCAGAUAUACAGCGGUGAGACAGUCACUGUCAGAUGUGAGAUUCAGGGAGGUGAAGGAGCUCAGUGGACGUAUGGAUGGAGACCAGCCAAGUUAAACACACCUCCAACAUCCAAUGAAUACAGAAUCAUCAGAGCUGCUGAGUCUGAUGGUGGAGGAUACAGCUGUCGGGGCAGAAGAAGCUCUUCCUGGACAGAGUGGAGUGACAUCACCUUAUUGAAAGUAACAGCGAAACCAAAGGCUGAACUGAGAGCUGAUAGGACAGCUGUUCCAGUAGGGGGCAGUGUGACCCUGACCUGCUCUGUGAACCCAUCAUCAUCGUCAUCAUCAUCAUCUCGAUGGAAAUACUACUGGUACAGAGAUGGGAAAUCUUUUCAACCUGUGACAAAUGGACAAAUCAGUGUCUCAGAGGGAGGACUCUACAGCUGCAGAGGAGGAAGAGGAGAACCAGUUUACUACACAGAGGACAGUGAGUCAGUCAGGAUUGACACAACUGCCUCAAACAGGCCUGUUGUGACUCUGUAUCCAAACUGGUCUGAGAUAUACAGAGGAGAGACGAUCACUGUCAGAUGUGAGAUCCAUGGAGGAGACACUGAGUGGGAUUAUGAGUGGGAAACAAACAGCAUCAGAAAACCUCCAAAUCAAAAUGAAUACAGGAUUAGAUCUGCUUCAUCAUCCAACAGUGGAAACUAUCGCUGUAAGGGCAGAAUGAAAAGUUCACAGCAUAAAACAACAGAGUGGAGUGAUUCAGUCACACUGACAGUUUCUGACAGUAAGUCAUAUUUGCUUUAAGCUGUUUGAACACUUUGUAAAAUGUGUUUCUGUUCAUAUAGACUGAGA
Molecule: messenger RNA, 1639 nt
Organism: Oreochromis niloticus (Nile tilapia)
Lineage: Eukaryota; Metazoa; Chordata; Actinopteri; Cichliformes; Cichlidae
Product: peroxidasin homolog
Exons: 8
Coding region: 104-1591 (495 amino acids)
Biological process (GO): cell surface receptor signaling pathway; immune response
Cellular component (GO): external side of plasma membrane
Molecular function (GO): transmembrane signaling receptor activity
Source: RefSeq, a predicted model, not a curated record